AUGACCGCCACCAGCAAAUUGUUGGAGCUUCGAUUAAGAUUAAAGGACAACUUUAAUGACAAAAAAACUCAUAAGGAAACCUUAUGGCAACAAAUUGUCAAAGAAAUGCGCGAAGCAGGGUUUAAUGUGGACGCAAAAAAAUGUAAACAAAAAUUCGCAAAUUUGCAGAAAACUUAUAUUAAGUGUAAAGACCAUAGGCGCAAAACAGGCACUGAACGAAUUAAUAAUCCCCCAUUUUAUUUUGAGCUGGAUGCGAUUUUAGGGGAGAAACAUAAAUGUCAUCCUCAAAAUUUACAAGACACUGAAGGUGAAGACUCCAGUACUAGCAUUUAUGACGAUCCCACACCAAGUACAAGCAGUACUACCAUGGCAAGCACUGAUAGUCAAGUAAAGGAAAAGAUAGGCAUUAAAAAUCGAUUUAAGAAAGUAAAGCAUGGUAUUAAACCAAAAACAUCCAACCAAAUAUAUCUAGAAUUCUUAACAAAACACUUACAACAAGAAGCACAGGAUCGCAAUCAGCAUUUUGCAGCAAUGCAUACGCUGUUCACAGAGCAAACUCGUCAGAGAGACCGAAUGCUGACAAUCCUAGAAAAAAUGACCAAAAAACGAAAACGCGAAAUGGAUUCCAGUGAAGAUGAAAAUUAA
Molecule: messenger RNA, 645 nt
Organism: Zophobas morio
Lineage: Eukaryota; Metazoa; Arthropoda; Insecta; Coleoptera; Tenebrionidae
Exons: 3
Coding region: 1-645 (214 amino acids)
Source: RefSeq, a predicted model, not a curated record